GCGAGCUACAGUCAAGGGCAAUGGCUACGGCUCCAACAAGCACGCUGCAGGCGCAUUACUCGCCCGCAGAUGAUACCUCGCCAAGCAAUGGUGGCGAUAGGUACGACGAAGAGGCAUGGAGUAUUGAAGACGAAGACGUGGACGGCGACGAGACACGCAAGCGCAAGCGACCAAAGACUGACCGCCCAGUUUCUGUGAGCUGCGAGAGGUGCAAAGAACGUAAGGUCAAAUGUGAUCGUGGUAGGCCGUCAUGCGGCUGGUGCACUCGUAAUGGGCAGACGUGCGAGUACAGAGAGCGUAAGAAGCCAGGACUGCGGGCUGGCUAUGGUCGGGAGCUUGAAGCGCGGCUGGACAAGAUGGAAAAUGUGCUACAGAGCCAACAGCGUGUGCUCCAGCAACUUGCAAACCAUUUGUCCUCCACCGACGCUGCAUUCCAUGCACUUGGCACACCUCCAGGACCGCAUAUAGCUCAACAUGUAUCGCAACCCGAGACGGCUCUCUUCUUGCAAACCCCGAAUCUGUACCACCAACCAUCAAACAGCUCACGCUUCAGUGAGCUUGGCAAUAACGACCUCGGGCCGUCGAAGCAGAGCUUGCAUCUCCAACACCGUCCCACGCAACCGUCCGUCAGCCUGCCUACAGUGCCCUCACCAAUGGAUGGUUAUACAUCAAGUGACCCCCACCUAGAGUCGCCGAGUCUGAACACCACCGGAGCACCACAGCCGACUCUGGCCAAUGCCGCUAGCUUAACGGGCGCCAUUGCUCAAGACCAAGACUUUCCGCCAUACGAUCUACUGUAUGCGCUUACCGAUCUCUACUUCAAGCACAUCAAUACCUGGUGUCCUAUUCUGCAACGGCGAACCACGCUGGACUCCCUGUUCGGCCCUGCGACAUUGGAAGAAGCCGAUCGCAUUCUGCUGCACGCAAUUGUAGCAACUACACUCCGCUUUUCGAACGAUCGGCGCUUGACUGAGCAGUCUAGAGAGCGCUAUCACUCCGUGUCAAAGCAGAGGGUACUCUUCUAUGGUCUCGAAAACAGUUCGGUCAAAGCUUUGCAGGCUCUGGUGAUCUUGGCCCUCGACAUCUUAGGCAGCUCAAACGGCCCGCCUGGCUGGAAUCUGUUGGCUUUGAUAACAAGGAGCGUCGUUCAACUGGGCUUAGCCGUUGAAGCGACUUCUGCAUCUGUGGCCCCGAUGUAUCCCUCCAUCUACACCCUGCGAGCAAUGGUGUUGCCAGAGCCCAAAUCUUUCAUCGAGGACGAGGGCCGAAGACGCCUAUUCUGGAUGGUUUACCUGCUCGAUCGCUACGCUACCAUCUCGACGGCGUUUGAGUUCGCACUUGAUGAUAAGGAGAUCGAUCGCAAGCUUCCCUGUCGUGAUGACCUCUGGGCCCUCAACCAGCCUGUCGAUACCCGCUGGUUCCCUAUCGGCGAGCGACCGGACUAUCCAGAGAACCUAGGCUCUUUCAGCUACUACGUUGAGAUUAUAGGGAUCCUCUCGGAGAUUCACCGCUUUCUGAAGAAACCGGUGGACAUCAGCGCCCUAUCGGAUGUGGAGCAAUGGCAGCGUGAUUACAGACGGCUCGACAGCCGCCUCAAUGCAUGGAAAUUUAGCCUACCUAAUGAAUAUGGCAACCUGUCGCGCGUCUUCAACUCGGGCGGUGGCAAUAAGAUCGUCAACUGUCUCUGGAUAAUGCUCCAGACAACGUAUCAUACUGCCAUCAUCCGUCUGCACUCUUCAGCCGCCUACCCAACGACCAGAUCGCCAAUAUUCACCCCGUCAUUCUCCGCCAGUCAGCGCUGCAACACUGCCGUAGAGGACAUUAUGUCACUGUCCGCCUACGUACGCGCUAAUGGAAUGCUGAUGCAGCUCGGUCCGCCGUUCGCUUUCAGCUUGUGGGUCGCGGCAAGGCUACUGCUUGUUCAUGGAAGUACGAUUGAUCACCGAGUCAAUCCUGCCAUCCAUCCACUGGUCGAGACACUGAGGGAGUUGGGCACUUAUUGGAAGGUUGCGGAACGCUACGCCACGCUGCUGUCGCGCGUCUUGGAGGAGUACUCCGAAUCAGAGCGUGCACCUGUUGGCGCUAACGGCGUACGCGAAACUCCGUCGACCGUUCGUAUCCUUGCUGACAUGCGGCGCACCGCGUUCGACCUCGACUUUCUGAUCUCGAGACAGCCCAGGCAGCAAUUUGGCGCAAAGUCGCUCAACCCAACGCCUCGCGUACGAACGCCUGCGCCGAACGAACUGGAGUACCUUGACGUGUUUGAUUUCUUCAACGUGCCAAGACUGCCGUUUCCGGCACCCAGCGAAGCUAUGCCAGGCACUGACGCUGGUGUGAAUGGUGACAGUGGGUACCAAGGAGUCGGAGACGGUAGUAUGAGCAACGAGUUCAACAUCACCAACUUCAUGAUGGACGCAAACUCGGAUUGGUUCAUGAAGAACCCGACUUCAGUCUAGCUUAGUUCAAACAAAGUCGUGCUGUUGGUGUCAUGUUACAUCCCUUUCGAGCAAACUCAUAGCUCGACCUCUUCCGGUACAUUGGGGUUCACAACGACCUUCUCAAUCAACUGCAAUGUUGUCCUUA
Molecule: messenger RNA, 2583 nt
Organism: Baudoinia panamericana UAMH 10762
Lineage: Eukaryota; Fungi; Ascomycota; Dothideomycetes; Mycosphaerellales; Teratosphaeriaceae
Exons: 4
Coding region: 21-2456 (811 amino acids)
Biological process (GO): DNA-templated transcription; regulation of DNA-templated transcription
Cellular component (GO): nucleus
Molecular function (GO): DNA-binding transcription factor activity, RNA polymerase II-specific; DNA binding; zinc ion binding
Source: RefSeq, a predicted model, not a curated record